UCUUCAAACUUGCUCUUGUAGAAAACCCAAAAAGUAAAGGAGGGAAACCACAUCCUACAAAAGUACAGGUCAAAAUGUUUGGAGAGAAGAGCUUGGAAUCAGGCUUUGAUGUUCUUGAAUGCAAUAUUAAUACUGUUGCCAGUACCAGUAAUGUUAACGCACCAACAUUUUACAAGAGCCUCAGCUUUAGUAAUAUUUAUUCAACAGAAAGCUGGGGUGAUUUGCCAUUAAAACAAGAUGAUUCAGAGGAUAUGAUCGUUUACAAUGCUCUCCGAGAUGCUGUUAACUUUGGAUGGCUUCCAUCAAUGUCGUUGCAAUCUAAUAUGACCACGACGAGAGAAGAGUUUCCACAAACAGCUGUUCCAUUGGAAGUGGCACCGCGCGAGUCUGGAGCACCACCGCUGAAGGAAAAGGGAUUGCAGUAUAAGGGUGUGAGAAGGAGGCCAUGGGGAAAAUAUGCGGCAGAGAUUAGGGAUCCUAAGAAGAAUGGAGCGAGGAUGUGGCUCGGGACUUAUGAGACGCCUGAGGAUGCUGCAAUAGCUUACGAUCGAGCUGCUUUUAAAAUGCGUGGCUCGAAGGCUAAGCUUAAUUUCCCUCAUCUGAUCGGAUCCAAUAAUAACUGGGAACCCGCUAGGGUGACUUCUAAGAAGCGGAGUUCACCAGAGCCUUCAUCUUCUAUAUCUAUUUCAGAUUAUGACUCACCACGUUGGACGAAGCAAAGCAAGAUCAGUUCUGGGAUUUGUUUCCACUGACACUUCGGACGAGUCAUUAGUAGCUAGUUAUUUUAGUUGAUUAAACAAGAGACAUGUUAAAGUUUCAAUAAAUUUGAGUUUUCUCA
Molecule: messenger RNA, 838 nt
Organism: Populus nigra (black poplar)
Lineage: Eukaryota; Viridiplantae; Streptophyta; Magnoliopsida; Malpighiales; Salicaceae
Product: ethylene-responsive transcription factor 13-like
Exons: 1
Coding region: 75-752 (225 amino acids)
Biological process (GO): regulation of DNA-templated transcription; ethylene-activated signaling pathway
Molecular function (GO): DNA binding; DNA-binding transcription factor activity
Source: RefSeq, a predicted model, not a curated record